Entrophospora sp. SA101 is the source of this 522-nucleotide messenger RNA. NCBI's taxonomy places the organism in Eukaryota, Fungi, Glomeromycota, Glomeromycetes, Entrophosporales, Entrophosporaceae. The record is from the annotation of a GenBank genome assembly.
AUGAAUGGAUAUUUUAGAAGUCAGUACAUAGAACCAAUUGUUACAGAUGUGCUUCAGCACACCUAUUACAUUGCAUUUGGCUCUCAUGGACCUAGAGAACCAUUUCUGAAGGCAGGUCAUGGCAGUAAAGUUACAAUUGGGCUUGGCAUUAUCAUCUUAAUUUCUUCUGUUUCAUAUUAUCUUUCUAGGGUAGCAGUGCAUGAUAAGCCAUCAACAAUUAAUAAAGAAUGGGAAGAAGCUACAACUGAGAAAUUGAUUAAACAAAAGGCUGAUCCAAUAUCUGGUAUUGCAUCUGAAGGAUACAAAGGAAAAGCCUCAAUAGGUUCCCCAUUACUUGGACGUGUAAUAACAUGGGAGUAUGGUUUUGUUGUACCAAUGUCAAAGGAUAGUUUCAUGAAGGCUAAUUUAUUUGACAAAGAUUCAAAUAAACUUAAUGUACGUGUACCUGAAAUCAUUGUAUGCGCAACUAUUUAUUUAUGGUUUCAAAAGAUAAAGGUAGAAAUUAAAUUUUGUCGUUACUGA